UGGACUGUGGAGAGAGCUUCCACUGGACUGCAAGCUGCUGCUGCCCCUCUCGUUGAAGAGAUCUCGUCGAAAGCCCUCUCGGUCUCUCCCGCGGUCCCGCCCCGUGCCGUGCCCGUGCCCUUUCUCCCAAUGGCCGCCUCCUCCGACGAACCGUAGCGCCGCGGACAACCAGCAGGUCGCUUGGUUCCAGAUCCCCACUCAGACACGUCACAUCGCAUGGCGGCGAACGCGGCGCAGCAGGACCCGCGCGGCCAACGGCGGCUCUGCGGCGGGGGCGGGGGCGGGGCCACGGCGUGCGUGCGCCCACGCGCCUGGUGCUGCUCCUUCUCCUUCUCCGGCGUGCCCGACAGCCCCGACCUCCGCCCGCUCCCCUCCUCGGCCGCGUCCCCGCCGGCGGGGAGGAAGUUGCCGCCCAAGUCCCCCUCGGCGGCGUCAUUCUAUGGCUCGCCGACUUCAUACAGGCUAGCGGGCCUCAUCGACCCGCGCCGCAUCCUCUCACCCGGCCGCGUCUCCCCUAUCGAUCACGACGGCGCGGUCCCGCCGCCCCUCCCGCUCCCUCCGCCGCCGCCGCCGGCUGCGGCCGCCGCUGACGAUUCGGCAGUUGUGAUCCCCGCAGAGCGGCUGGCGUCGGCAUUGCCAUCUGCCACGGUGGCGCCGUCGCUGGUCGCCGUGCGGGAGGAGGCAGACGCGGCUGGGAUGCUCGAUCUGAGGUUGUUGCUGCGGGGGGCACACGGGAGGUGCGUCCUCAUGGAGCUCGACUCCAGCGUGCUGUGCGGCUGUAGCGACUUCUUCGCCGCCAUGGCCCCGCGCGAGGAUGCUGCUGGCGCUGGUGGGAAGAGGCUCGAGGUGGACGGGGUGGAGAAUUUGGAUGCUUUCUGCGCCGCUGUGGAGCUCAUGUACAAUCCUGAUCCAAUAGGGUGUCUUGCAGCUGCUGGUGUGUCAAGGGCCAUAGAUGUGCUUGAGGUAUGCUCCUCUAUCAUGUUCAGCAAGGGAAUCAAAUCAUGUUUGACAUACAUAGAAGCUGUUCCCUGGAAUGAAAACGAAGAGGAGAAGCUGAAGAACCUCUUUGCAAGAUUCACUUUUGACGAAGCAAUGUCCCAGGAUAUACUGGCAAGAUUGCGUCCGCACAACUGGAAAAGCUCAGAUGACCUCACUAUACAGCUUAUUCAAUCUGUCACUGGAAGCACCAGCACUGUGGCAAGAAAAGACAUGCAAUCUUUGGUAAAUGGUCUUCUAAGCAAAAGUUCAGUCUAUCAAAAGGACUCUUCAGGGCUAAACAAGGAGAGUCUGUACCAGAUAUGUUAUUCAUGUCUUGAGUCACUGGUUGAUCUCUUUGAAGAGGCCAGAGAACCAACAGAUUAUACAGGUCAGAUUCUUGUAGUUAGAGGGAGUAAACCACUGAUUGAGCGAGUCUCUAGGCAAACAGAGAACCUCAGUUGGCUCUUGGAUAUUCUAGUAAACAAUGACAUUGCAGAAGAAUUUGUAGAACUGUGGGCGAAGCAAGACAGGCUCAUUAGGAUGCACGAACAAGCGUCAGCGAUGGUCAGGUAUGAGCUAAGCCGAAUAUCAGCCGCUGUGUUCAUUGCACUUGGUAAAGGAAAAGUUCAGUGUCGUGGCAAUGUACGAAGCCUCGUCUUUCGUGGAUGGUUCAGCACGAUGUUGUUGGAUUUUGGCUGGCUUCAGCGCUGCCCCAAAGGUCUAGACCUAAGAUCACUGGAGGAGAAUCUAGGGCGAGGCAUUUUAACCCUCCCUCUGAGGCAGCAGCAAUGUUUGUUUGAAGAAUGGUUCCAGUUCUAUUCGACCAAAGGUGCUGAGUGUCCGAACCUUAUUAGGGCUUUCCAGGUAUGGUGGAGAAGGUCUUUCGUUAGAUCGUCGGUAGAACCUCAAAGACAAUAAUCGAUGCACCAGAAGGUGGAACAACUGUACCGAUGCAAUGAUGACGAGGCGGCCCGCACCGCUGGAUCCGCCGAUGAUGGCGACGAUUAAGCUUGGUAUAAUGGCAAUGCUGCGAGUCAUCAGGUUCCUCAGCCACUGUCUCAUCUUGAUGUCCAAGAAACCCUGAGCAAGGAGCCAAACACAUGCAAACCGUGCUUCAAGUAUAACAAUCUGUGUACAAGUAUGUAAAUGUUGGAAAGAAUAUGAUAUUAUAAUCUGUUAGUUUAACGAUGAUUGCUGGCUAGGACAAAUACAGAUCCUCUAUGCAUCUUCAACAGGCCAAGAAGCGCUACCUGCAUGAUGUAUUGCCCAGCGUAAGUACCAGUGAUGGAAGAGCUUAUUCCACAAGCCAAGAGAGCCACACCAUACACAACCGCACUGCUGUUGCCUAGCACAUUCUGAAAUGAAAAAUAAGCUGGCAAUUAAUUAAAACUCUCUGGUAGUAAACAGAGCCCCAGAGCUAGUGAGUAGUGACCAGGCAGUAAAAUCAGUAAUACCCUCAGGAGGAAGGACGAGGAGUCCAAGGUGAUGUCACUGCAUUUUGCAGAGUCAUCUGGUGAGACGUUGCUGGAGUUACAGACAGUUCCAGAGACAGAGAUGAUGCAUAUGUUGAUGAUUAGUGCCACGAACAUCGCUACACCACUUUCAAGAAGGAAGAACCUGCAAGCAUCCUGAAAUGCAAACGAGCGAACAGAUGUGCCCUGAUUGAUUUGUAGCCAUUUUUUCUCAGCUGUGGAAUGCGAGAAUGUAAGCUGAAUUGUUUCUGAAUUCUGAAUCCGUUUGAUUAUAUAUACUCACAUUGAUUCCUCUUA
This is a messenger RNA of Zea mays, 2747 nucleotides long. RefSeq lists its product as uncharacterized. Bases 217 to 1896 code for a protein of 559 amino acids. NCBI's taxonomy places the organism in Eukaryota, Viridiplantae, Streptophyta, Magnoliopsida, Poales, Poaceae. The transcript is spliced from 3 exons. The record is from RefSeq and is a predicted model, not a curated record.